GGCUGGGGCGCGGGGAUGGAGGACGCCGUGGCCGGGCCCCGGCUCCGGGCGGCGGCCGAGGCGGCCGAGGCGCGAGCGCAGCCCGGGGGGACGCUGCGGCCCUUCGCGCCGUUCUCGGGGGCGGCCGAGGCCGACGAGGGCGGCGGCGACUGGAGCUUCAUCGACUGCGAGAUGGAGGAGGUGGACCUGCAGGACCUGCCGAGCGCCACCAUCGCCUGCCACCUGGACCCGCGCGUGUUCGUGGACGGCCUGUGCCGGGCCAAAUUUGAAUCCCUCUUUAGGACAUACGACAAGGAUAUCACCUUUCAGUAUUUUAAGAGCUUCAAACGAGUCCGAAUAAACUUCAGCAACCCCUUAUCUGCAGCAGAUGCCAGGCUCCAGCUGCAUAAGACUGAAUUUCUCGGAAAGGAAAUGAAAUUAUAUUUUGCCCAGACUUUACACAUAGGAAGUUCCCACCUGGCUCCCCCAAAUCCAGACAAGCAGUUUCUGAUCUCUCCUCCUGCCUCGCCGCCAGUUGGUUGGAAACAAGUGGAAGAUGCCACUCCCGUCAUAAAUUAUGAUCUGUUAUACGCUAUCUCCAAGCUAGGGCCAGGGGAAAAGUAUGAAUUGCACGCAGCGACCGACACCACCCCCAGCGUGGUGGUCCACGUCUGCGAGAGCGAUCAGGAGAACGAAGAAGACGACGAGGCAGAGAGGAUGAAGAGACCCAAGCCCAAAAUCAUCCAGACCAGAAGGCCGGAGUACGCGCCUCUCCACUUAAGCUGAACUGGCCCUUCCCCCAGGGGGGAAGAAGUAUUCUGAAUCACACCCACGGGGAGGAAUCUUGUACUGUGGAAGUGGCCGCUCACGACCCGGGAGGUGACAGCCGUGAUCCCGGUGGCAGAAACUCCAGUUCACGUUGCUCAGAAGAGAAUCGGGGCUCCGUCUCAUGGUCCUGAUGCUGCGCCUCUGCCGGUGUCCGUGGCUUCCGGGAAUGUCCUGAGCCCAUCACUGAGUUUGAGGUGAUCGCACAAGGACAUUUGGGCACAUCUCGGGAAGACUGAUAAUGGUAGCGUUCCCUACUUGUUCUUUUCCAGUAGGUUCUGUUUUCGUCAAGGGCAGCUUCAUCCCUGGGUGUGGGGAGAGCCUUCUGUUUCCAGCCAGCCUGAGGGGUAGGCUCUCUCUCCUGUUAGGCAGAGGCACCGCGGUGCCACCAAGUGUCUGGGGCAGAAACGUUGUGAAAACGAGAACGAGGCAAUGUGGGAUUUGUAGUGUUUCAUUUUCUCCCCCCUCAUGUUCUAAUGUUUGUGCAUGUAUACUUACUGAUUUUCAGAACUAACCUUUGUUCGUGUAUAGAGUUACGCCACUGUUAGUUUUACAUCUUUUGGGAAGACGGGAGAGCAUUUGAAAGAUCUGUCAUCACCUUUCCAGAUUCCUGACUCUUUUCGCAACUGCAGUCACGCGGGGAAUCUCACCGGCCACACGGCCGCCCCGCAUCCUAACCCCCCGCAACAUCCACCCUGUGCUUUGGCAAGAGAAGUCGAGCUCAAAUUCCUGCGUAGAGUUUCGCUUUAUAAAAUUCAGAGAAUAGCAGUGUCACUGCCAACUUUCAAUGGGUGAGAAAUUUUAGUUUAGGUGUAUUGGGUCAGACAUCUGUUCCAUUGAUUUCUUUUACGUGGUGGUUUAUCCACAUGAAUCAUAGCCCAAAAAGAAACCUUUUUGGGGAGCUGUUGGCUGAGAUAGUUGAUUUUUUUUUUUACUCCACUAAAACAUCAAGAUAAACUUGUAAAUAAAGCUGAUAGCAUAUAUUCAUACCUAUUGUACACUUGGGUGAAAAAUAUGGCAGUGGAAGAGUGGUGUCAGAUUAUUACCCUACCUGUGACUUGUAUGUCGUAGAAAACGCUGUUAAACGUUGGACAGGACUUGAAUUCAAAGCAUGUGAAGUGGAUAUCGUACACGUGUGGUGGAAUGCAAGAGAUGCAGUGCCUUUCCCCAUUCAUUCCCGAUGGAAUCGUUACAGUCGGUUAAAGUCUGUAAUUUUUUUUUCUAGUUGUAACGUGUCUGUCUGGUAAAUAGGUAUCCUAUUUUGGCCUUACGAUACCGUAACAAGAUGCAUCGUUUUGAAAAUACCUAAUGCCAAGUACCAGUGCAUGCUUUGGAAAUUUGGAAGAUGGUUCCCUUUAAGAAGCAAAUACGUAUUUGAUUGUUCAUAUCAAGAAACUGACUGAAUGUUCUCAAAACCCUGUUUACAGUACUCAGUGAGGUGGGGGGCAGGUGAGGGAGAGAUCAUUGCCCAGCUGUUCAAGUGUUCCUGGUUAAGUGCUUUUAAACUGGAGAGGCUAACCUCAAACUAUUUUUUUUAACUGCAGUCUAUAAUAAUAAAUCAGCACAAUAUGCUCUUUACGGAAA
Messenger RNA from Nyctereutes procyonoides (raccoon dog), 2388 nucleotides. It is a transcript of the gene RCAN1, whose product is annotated as regulator of calcineurin 1. Gene Ontology annotation, cellular component: nucleus; cytoplasm. The record is from RefSeq and is a predicted model, not a curated record. Gene Ontology annotation, molecular function: calcium-dependent protein serine/threonine phosphatase regulator activity; nucleic acid binding. Lineage: Eukaryota; Metazoa; Chordata; Mammalia; Carnivora; Canidae. The transcript is spliced from 4 exons. Gene Ontology annotation, biological process: calcium-mediated signaling. Bases 16 to 765 code for a protein of 249 amino acids.